GCUAGUCGCUCAUCCUGCUCCCCAACCUGGCCCCCGACGGCUGCGCGUUGAGAUGACUUUCCGCGACCUCUUGAGUGUCACUUUCGAGGGACCCCGCCCGCACAGCAGCGCCGGGGGCUCCAGCGCCGGCAGCAGUGGGAGCGGCGCGGGUGGCGCGGUUGCUUCGGAGGGCCCGGCGGUGGGCGCCGUGCCAGGGGCCACGGGAGGCGGCAGCGGCGUGGUGGGUGCGGGCAGCGGUGAGGACAACCGGAGCUCCGCGGGGGAGCCGGGGGGUGCAGGCGCGGGUAGCGAAGUGAACGGCACGGCGGCCGUCGGGGGACUAGUGGUGAGUGCGCAGGGUGUGGGUGUGGGCGUGUUUCUGGCAGCUUUCAUCCUCACCGCCGUGGCGGGCAACCUGCUUGUCAUCCUCUCGGUAGCCUGCAAUCGCCACCUGCAGACGGUCACCAACUAUUUCAUCGUGAACCUGGCCGUGGCCGACUUGCUGCUGAGCGCCACUGUGCUGCCCUUCUCGGCCACCAUGGAGGUUCUGGGCUUCUGGGCCUUUGGCCGGGCCUUCUGUGAUGUGUGGGCCGCGGUGGAUGUGCUAUGCUGCACGGCCUCCAUCCUUAGCCUCUGUACCAUCUCCGUGGACCGGUACGUGGGCGUGCGCCACUCGCUAAAGUACCCCUCUAUCAUGACAGAGCGCAAGGCGGCCGCCAUUCUAGCUCUACUCUGGGCAGUAGCCCUGGUCGUGUCGGUGGGGCCACUGCUGGGUUGGAAGGAGCCUGUGCCCCCGGACGAGCGCUUCUGUGGCAUCACCGAGGAGGCAGGCUACGCCGUCUUCUCUUCGGUGUGCUCCUUCUACCUGCCCAUGGCGGUCAUCGUGGUUAUGUACUGUCGCGUGUACGUGGUCGCGCGCAGCACCACCCGCAGCCUCGAAGCGGGCGUCAAGCGCGAGCGGGGCAAGGCCUCGGAGGUGGUCUUGCGCAUCCACUGUCGCGGUGCGGCCACAGACGCCGACGGAGCGCUAGGGACCCGGAGCGCUAAGGGCCACACUUUCCGCAGCUCGCUCUCUGUCCGCUUGCUCAAGUUCUCCCGCGAGAAGAAGGCGGCCAAGACGCUGGCCAUCGUCGUGGGAGUCUUCGUGCUCUGCUGGUUCCCUUUCUUCUUCGUCCUGCCGCUAGGCUCCUUGUUCCCUCAGCUGAAGCCAUCAGAAGGCGUCUUCAAGGUUAUUUUCUGGCUCGGCUAUUUCAACAGCUGUGUGAACCCUCUCAUCUACCCCUGCUCCAGCCGCGAGUUCAAGCGCGCUUUCCUCCGCCUUCUGCGCUGCCAGUGUCGCCGCCGUCGACGCCGCCGCCCCCUCUGGCGCGUCUACGGCCACCACUGGAGGGCCUCAACCAGCGUUCCCCACCCUGAUUGCACCCCCAGCCCGAGCACCGCACCCCCUGGGGCUCCUCUGGCCCUCACCGCUUUCCAGGCCGCCGGCUCCCCGGGCGCGACCGAGCUACAAGCCCCGAUCUCCGGCCGCCGGAGGGCGCCCGGUGCCUUCCGCGAGUGGAGGCUGCUCGGGCCGUUGCGGAAGCCCACCACCCAGCUGCGUGCCAAGGUCUCCAGCCUGUCGCAUAAGAUUCGCGCCGGGGGUGCGCAGCGCACAGAGGCCACGUGCGCCCUGCGCUCCGAGGUGGAGGCAGUGUCCCUAGGCGUUCCCCAAGAUGGGGCCGAAGGCGCCACCUGCCAGGCCUAUGACUUGACCGACUACAGCAACCUCCGGGAGACUGAUAUCUAAGAACCCC
Molecule: messenger RNA, 1772 nt
Organism: Castor canadensis (American beaver)
Lineage: Eukaryota; Metazoa; Chordata; Mammalia; Rodentia; Castoridae
Gene: Adra1d
Product: adrenoceptor alpha 1D
Biological process (GO): positive regulation of MAPK cascade; phospholipase C-activating G protein-coupled receptor signaling pathway; adenylate cyclase-activating adrenergic receptor signaling pathway
Cellular component (GO): plasma membrane
Molecular function (GO): alpha1-adrenergic receptor activity
Source: RefSeq, a predicted model, not a curated record